AUGCUCACCACAGAGAAACGAUCGAAAAUUAGCGCUAUCCAUGCGAAACGACAUGACGAUCCGAGCCAGUACAUUGGUACUUACGUACCUCCCGUCCCACCGUGAGU
Messenger RNA from Strongylus vulgaris, 107 nucleotides. NCBI's taxonomy places the organism in Eukaryota, Metazoa, Nematoda, Chromadorea, Rhabditida, Strongylidae. The record is from the annotation of a GenBank genome assembly.